This is a messenger RNA of Austrofundulus limnaeus, 6368 nucleotides long. RefSeq names its product steroid hormone receptor ERR2. Gene Ontology annotation, biological process: regulation of DNA-templated transcription. Gene Ontology annotation, cellular component: nucleus. The record is from RefSeq and is a predicted model, not a curated record. NCBI's taxonomy places the organism in Eukaryota, Metazoa, Chordata, Actinopteri, Cyprinodontiformes, Rivulidae. Gene Ontology annotation, molecular function: steroid binding; sequence-specific DNA binding; zinc ion binding.
AGUGUUGUAUACACUUGUGCGAAUAUCUGGAAAAUGAGCCCAGAGAAUCGAGUCCCAGUGACGUGCGGUCACUAGGAAAUCAGGGAAAUUAAAAAGAAAAAGAAAAAAACAAUAUUAAACACAUUAAACUGUCACAUUUAUACAAUGCUUUGUACUAUAAACACAUUUUCAAUUAACAUAAACCCUUUUAAAUAUUUUUCUUAUUCAAAAUCGCUGAAUUUCCUCAUAUCCUGUUCAAAUACAGGACGAGAAAAAUCAAGUUCCGCCUCCAGAUUGGGCAAUCAUUUCAAUCUCGCUCCGUCUCCACUUGGAUUGCGCAAUCCCUCCUGCACGUUAAACAGAGAGAGCAGAAUUUGUCUCUUUGUCGCCAGUAAAAUGUUUCUAAAUUUUUUAAAUAUGCACCUGACUUUCCACCGUUUAGUCGAUAUUUAUUAUAUAAAUAUGUGUUUGUGUAAUGUGCUAAAUCAGUUGAAACAGCUGAGAAAAGACACAAGAGGCCAGUUUUUUUGCACGUGACGGUAGGGGGCGCUUGUGAGCACGGACAUUCUUAUUGUUACUCCUUACAGCUGCAGAGGAAGAAAGCUAACUAAAAUCUCGUAUUUAGCAAGUGCAGCCACCGCUAUCAUUUCUACUUUUCAAGCAUUUUAAAAUGGAGGCUUAUCUUUCUAAACUGAAACAAUAUUCUAAAUUGGACUUUCAGUCGAAGCAGUUAAUUUCAAAAGGAAGACAAAUAGACUUCACUCAUAAGUAAAGCCGAGGUCAUCCUCACUCCGGAACGGUAGAUCCCCCACCCCCACCCCUCCCUGCACCGAACUGAUGGAGUUCUGUGGGAAGCAGCUGUUCCCGCUUUCAAACUGUGGAGCUCCUGAUCCACCGAGGAGAGGAUAAAAGACUAAAGGAAGAGUUUAACUCUGUAAGCUGGCACUGAGACCCCCGAAAGCCCCGCAAACAAACCGCACUCCUGAUCCGGAGCAUCUGUGCCGACUGGAGUUCGUUGUUCCGAGCAAGAAGAAGUUUUUUUUAUUUUAUUUUUAUUUACUGUUAUUAUUUAUUAUUGUUUUGUGUGUGCUGAUCAGAGGAGGGAGGAAAAGAGACACCACACAGGAAGUGCUGACUUGUCAUUUUUUGUGAAGAAAUGUGGAGACUCCAGAACUGAUCUCCUCCUACAGUUUUUUCUUCUUUCUUUUUUUGUCUUUUCUGCCUUUUUUUUCUCCUUAUUGCAACACCUGGAAUGCUUAACUUGGACUGAUGGAUGUUUCUGAACUGUGCAUCCCAGACCCUCUCUGCUACCACAACCACCUGCUAACCAGAAUGCCCUCUGAUGACCGACACCUCUCCUCCAGCUGCGGUUCUUACGUCAAAACCGAGCCCUCCAGUCCUUCCUCCUCGCUCGUGGACACCGGCAGCCACCACAGCCCCAGCGGCAACUCGGACGCCAGCGGCGGCUACGUCAACGGCACAGGCGGGCGCUCGCACGCCCUAGACUCGCCGCCCAUGUUCAACCCGGGCAUGCUCGGGGGCGGGAGCGCCUGCUUGCGUCGCUACGAGGAGUGCGCCGGCAGCAUGGUGGACGACUCGCCAAUCAAGUGCGAGUACAUGCUCAACGCCAUUCCCAAGAGGCUCUGCCUGGUGUGUGGGGACGUGGCCUCGGGGUACCACUAUGGGGUGGCAUCUUGUGAGGCCUGCAAAGCCUUUUUCAAAAGGACGAUACAAGGGAACAUUGAGUACAGCUGUCCGGCCACCAACGAAUGUGAGAUCACCAAGAGGAGACGAAAGUCCUGCCAGGCGUGUCGCUUUAUGAAAUGUCUUAAAGUUGGCAUGUUGAAGGAAGGUGUGCGUCUGGACCGGGUCAGAGGAGGACGGCAGAAGUACAAGCGGAGGUUGGAUGCGGAAAACGGGUCCUACCUGGGCCUCACCAUCCCCCCUCCAGCCAAAAAACCCUGUUUCUCCACACUCUCGCUGGCCGACCAGAUGAGUCUCCUGCAGAGCGCCUGGAUGGAGAUCCUGGUGCUGAGCAUCGUGUUUCGCUCGCUGCCCUGCGAGGACGAGAUCGUGUACGCGGAGGACUACGUGGUGGACGAGGAGCAGGCGAGAAUCUCCAGCCUGCUGGACCUCCACGUCGCCAUCCUGCCGCUGGUGCGGCGCUACAAGAAGCUGCGCACGGAGAAGGAGGAAUUCGUCACGCUCAAAGCCAUCGCGCUCGCCAACUCUGAUUCCAUGCAUAUAGAGAACAUAGAGGCCGUCCAAAGGCUCCAAGAUUCCCUACACGAGGCCCUGCAGGACUAUGAGGCUUCCCAGCACCCCGAGGACCCCCGACGGGCGGGCAAGCUUCUCAUGACCCUGCCCCUGCUCCGUCAGACCGCCACCAAGGCCGUUCAGCACUUCUACAGCAUCAAAAUGCAGGGCAAAGUGCCCAUGCACAAACUAUUCCUCGAGAUGCUGGAGGCCAAGGCCUGACAUCCAAGGCACGCGUUUGACGGACAGCUGCAUCAUCCAGUCAGAGAUGAGGGACAGCCGUGGCGUGCCAAUUGACAGUGAAAGGCUUUAACACUUUGAAAAACGAAUCCAAUCAGAAGAAAGGGGAACUCCGAAUAGUUUUAAAAAGGGUGACUAUCAUCGUGACUGACGAGGGACGACGGUUGUGUAAAUAGACAAGUCGUGUACAGAAAUCAGCCAUCGAGGUCUUGUUCUAUUCACUGACCCUUUGCUCUUAUAUCACCUGAAGCUUCUGUGAACUUGUUUUUUAUUUUAAUUUAUUAAAAAGAAGAAGAUACUAUAAAUGUCCAGAAUAACUGUACAGCUAUGUAGCCACGAUUUGUGUUUCUGUUUCUAUAUCUGGCGUGUGUUUUCACCUCAUUUGCUAAAGCAAUAGUCUAACUGGAGGAAAGGCACUGGGCACAGGAAAGAACUGCUUAACAAAUUCUGAAAUAAUCAAGGAAAAUGGAGGGAGUUUUUAACGUAUAUACCCCAAAAUAGCUUCACAGACUCCAUGGUUUAAUCAUCUAAUUAGCAUCUUGAACAUGUCAAACAUGACUAAUUUACAAUCUAGCUCUGUCUGAAACUCAUUUCUAUUGUUUUCUUUGUUUUGCUCAUUGAGACUGACCCGCCUUUUUUUUUUCUUCACUGAAUUCUCAUAUUUACUGUGAAACCCUUAGAAAUAAUGUGCUGAGGAAACAGAUAUUUAGAAGUGAGGUUCUGUGGAAAGGGUAUAAACCACUAAUAUACUAUAGUACUUAGAGAUAGUGUUGAAUUUUUGACAAGCUGCACGAGUUCACAACAUCGUGAGAAGACCCCACAUCAAGUGAUUUACUGUUGCUUUUAAAUAAACGCCAAGAAUUAAUAAUUGAACACAACCAGUUAGCCAUGCAGUAAAUGUCGCCUUUGUGAUGAUUUUCAUAAUGAAUCUUUGUCACACUGGUGCUCAUUUAAUGCUUUCUUUGUGUAAAGAUGUGGAGUUAUACAAAUCAGAUUACAUUUGGUUUAAAUGGCUGCCAAAGCUAAUUUUUCGAAGCUUUCAGUGAAGCUAAGUGAUACCAGGAUGGAAAACUUUACUUAAAAUUUUAUCAAAAGCAUAACCUGUAGUAAUCUGCCACUGAUGCUUACUGUAUAUUUUUAUUUACUCAGUCUCAAUACUCCUAAUGUGAGCUCAUUUCACUCUUCUUGGCGAAUUUUUCAGACCUGAUUGCAUUUUUUUGACAAAAAAAAAACCCUGCUGUCAGCGUUUGUGUAACGGGCAUUCAGGUUUACAGUUUCUGUUUGAUUUUUUUAUGCAGUUCAUUUUGUUUUUAAUUGAGAUUGUGUUUCAAGGUGCAUGAAACCAAAACCUGCUCAGUCUGCCCUGUCUACAAAAGGAAACCAGCCUGGACCCAAAACCUUGUCGCCUGCUUACAGUCUGCAGAGGAUUACGCAAAUGUGCGUUAGGCAUUACUUUAGCUUUUUUGUUGAAGUUGUAUUUGUCAUACCAAAGUCUGUAUGUUAGCCGCACGUAAACUUUUUUUUAUUUUUUAAACUUGUGUAAAAUAUGGACUACAGGGUAAAUUCUUGAGGCUCAGCAAGAAAACACCUAAACUGUGCAAAUAUAAAUCAUGUUUGAUCAUAACGCUUCAUUUUUUUUUACAAUUAUUUGACCGUUAUUAAGCGUUCAAAUGUUGAAUUUUUAAUUAAAUUAACCAGCAAUGAACAUAUUUUAGGUGUAACAGUUUAUUCUGAGAAUUAAACUCCAAAUCGAAACAUUAAUAGGAAUAUAAUUCAUUACAGCUCAGAUAAAACUUUUUUUAAUGAUGGUGCUAAUUAUUCAGAAACAUUGUAAAAACACUAAGAAACAAAAAAAGUUGUCCUCUAGAAGUGAUCGUAGAGUUUUAGAGCAUAAUAUCUAGCGAUUAUAAACCAGUUGCCAAAUUAUUCAAAGAAAGCUGAAAGUGCAUUGUUAUAGUUUAAUACUUGGAGUUCUGAUGACCUCCACAGGUUAGAUGAGGCACGUUAUCGAAUAAUCCACUAUAACCAUAGAUUAAUCAGCUGAUUUUAGGAGGUUUUUAUUAAGACAGAAAUUGUCUCCGGGUUAACAGUUUAAAGCAAAGUGCCAUUAGCUUCUGCUCAAAUAAGGAGAAAAUAUAAGCGGCCAGAAACUUUAAGGAUCCCCAAAAGGAUGAUAUUGAUUCACUUUAAUGUAAUGCAUAGAUGAUUAUAACCAAAUACCACAGAGAAUAUAUUUCCCUCGGUGCUUCUCUUCAGUUCUUAAUAAGCUAAUUUGUCCACAGGUGAAACGAAAGAUGUUACUUGUGCUUAGAAGCAAAAUGAAACAGAAACUGACACGCUGCAUUUUAAGUCUGUUUCCUCGUAAAUAUGGACGUUGCUGAUUCAUUCUACGCCUGCGACGGUGAUUACAACUCAUCAAGACAAACGUCUUUUUUUCAGCUCAGUCUAUUGAUUGAUUUUGCUAUUUACAUAUAAUAUGAGAUGAAUAAAUUAGUUUAUUCUUGUAGGGAGUCAAAAAAGACCUUUUACAACAAUACCUUGACCAAAACUGGAACACCGACCUCCUGCACUUGUUUGCUCAUUAUGGUUUCCCAACUUCUCCCUUUCCUAAAUUUAUUUUUUUUUAAAUCCCAGUUUCUUUCCAGACGUCUAAAACAGUUUUGCUACAUCCAAUUAAUUCUAAUUGUCUCCUAAACUGAAACUCUCCGAAGAAAUAGAGCAAUUAAAUUUCGGCUCUGGCUCUACCUUUGGGAAAGAAAGAGGUUUUAUUAAAGUUUGGGAGGUUUUCUUUAUUUCUUUUUUUUUUCUUUUUGUCUGAAUCUUUACAAAGGCCAUUUGAUGGGUGUCUGUAAUAAAGCAGCGAUCACUGGGCUAUGCAAGGCGAAUAUGGCCACCUGUGUUCGUUUUUGUCCUGGAGCAUCAGAGCGUUAGUUGUGGACAUACUGUAGAAAUGCAUUGUGCAAACGUCACUGUACUAUACUGUAACUGCUGUGCAUCGAUGUGACCUCUUGUUCUGUUUUAACGUGUGCUCGUGUGGGGGUUAGGGCCUUCGACACGCCCACUCGUAUUAUUCGAUGGAAUAAUGGAUUUGGAACAUGAUUUUCUUUCUCUUUCUUUUUCCUUUUUGUGUCUGAGUGUUGAAACACACACCGUCUUUUUUUUUUGUUAUUAUCAGCAAAGCAGAACAUAUAGCGACUAAAGUCGUCUAGACCCUAUACCUCAAUUCAUAUUUUGAAAAUUACACCGGGUUUGGAAGCGGGCCACGAGAUCCUCCGGGGAACCAGUGGCACAGAAAUAAAGUGACAUCACCAGUUGGGUAUUAAAAAAAAUGUAGAUGAACUUACUGCAAUUCGGGGAGCACAUUCCUCGGAGGAGGAAGCUACUUAUUCGCUGCUCCAUUUGUGGACUUACCUCAUCUCCAUGCUCUCCGAGAUGACGAGAUUUACAUAAAACAUGGAGGUACCUCCCUGGCCGCCAUCGUCCGCGGUGUAUAAAAGGACCCUGCUAGUUGUGCGCGCCACAGACAUGUGAUUACCCAAGAGGUUUCCCCUCCUUUAAAAGCAAUAUUUGUGAUAUAUGAAUCAACUUUAAAUGGAGCUUUGGUGCAUUUUAAUUAUAAACUUCCACGUGUGCUCGGUGAGAGGAUUCGCACUUGUUCUGGAAAGGAAAUUUAAAAAAAAAAGUUGAUCCAAUCACAGCUGGGAUUCGCUGGACAGUACUGUGUGUUAUUUUCUUGUGUUUCUUUUUUGUUUGUUUGUUGUAUUUAUGCCUACUGUAAUCGUGUAAAUAAAUGCUUUUUGUGUGUAUGGAUGGGAGAGGGCGUCAAAUCUAAAAAAAGAAAGAAAAUGCACUGAAUGUACAGUGAUAAUAAAACCACAUGAUUUAUGAGCUCA